Messenger RNA from Gigantopelta aegis, 2169 nucleotides. Its product is annotated as DNA methyltransferase 1-associated protein 1-like. The record is from RefSeq and is a predicted model, not a curated record. Gene Ontology annotation, cellular component: NuA4 histone acetyltransferase complex; nucleus; Swr1 complex. Lineage: Eukaryota; Metazoa; Mollusca; Gastropoda; Neomphalida; Peltospiridae. The transcript has 13 exons. Gene Ontology annotation, biological process: DNA repair; chromatin remodeling; negative regulation of transcription by RNA polymerase II. Gene Ontology annotation, molecular function: transcription corepressor activity. Bases 143 to 1630 code for a protein of 495 amino acids.
UUCAAAUAUGGCUGCCUUGGAGAAACAAAUAUUUCCAUUUUGUUACUCGAAUUCUAUUUAAUCAAUCAUAGGUUAUAUCAGCCCAAACUUAAACCUGAUUUUUCUAAAAUAAGUUCUUAAGAGGUAUUGUCAUCUAAUAAAAAUGGCAGCAGGCAUUGAUGUGAGAGAGAUUUUGGAGUUGGAAACAGGCACAGAGAAAGAAGGUAUCACCAAAGAAUCCAUCCUGAAUGAUGGUAAAAAGAAAAAGCCAAAGAAGGUUGACCUCACAUUCAAAAGGCCAGAAGGUAUGCAUAGAGAGCUGUGGGGAUUGCUCUGGACAGAUAGCAAAGAUGCACCACCUAUUGUUCCCUCAGACACAAAUCAGGGAUACAAACAGAUGAAAGCAAAAAUUGGCUCAAGUCGAGUGCGGCCUUGGAAAUGGAUGCCUUUCACAAAUCCAGCAAGAAAGGAUGGCGCAAUUUUUUACCACUACCGAAGAGUGGCCGACGAAGGUAAAGACUACCCAUUUGCACGGUUCAAUAAGAGUGUUGACGUGCCCACAUACUCUGACCUGGAAUACCAGCAACAUCUCCACGAUGAUAACUGGCCCCGUCAAGAAACCGAUCAUCUGUUCGACCUGUGUAAACGAUUUGACCUGCGCUUUAUCAUAAUACACGACCGAUGGAACAAAGAAAAAUACAGAGACCGAAGCAUUGAGGACCUCAAGGAGAGAUACUAUAACGUGUGCAAUAUAUUAGCCAAGGUAAGAGCACCACAGGGGAUUGAACCCAAGAUCCGAGUGUUUGAUGCAGAACAUGAGCGGAGAAGAAAGUCACAACUCAUGAAGCUGUUUGACAGAACUCAUGAACAAGUUGAAGAGGAAGAGAAUCUGAUAACGGAGUUGAAGAAGAUCGAGCUGCGUAAACGAGAGCGAGAGAAGAAGACGCAGGAUCUACAGAAACUGAUCAUUGCCGCCGACAGCAACUUCGACAACCGGCGUGCUGAGAGGAGAAACAUGAAGAAGAGGAUCACACCACAGCAGAAAAUCAGAGACAGCGGACCGUCUACACCUGAUGCUGCUGGGAUAAAGUUUGCAGAUUUGAAACAGUCUGGUGUUACACUGCGCAGUCAGAGGAUGAAGCUGCCAGCAUCAGUGGGACAAAAGAAAUUGAAGGCAAUUGAACAAGUGCUGGAGGAACUCGGAAUAGAAUAUAAUCCCAUGCCAACAGAAGAAAUAGUUCAGAACUUUAACGAACUGCGUCAAGAUAUUGUGUUACUAUAUGAGCUAAAGUUGGCUUCAGCAACAUGUGAAUAUGAACAGCAGACUUUGAGACAUCAAAUUAACACUGGAGGUCAAAUCAAGAUUGAACCUGAGACGCCAUCUACACCAUUAGACAUAAAAAUUCCUCUCGACCUUGAACCCUCCGUUCCAUCUACCCCGACCACUCCAAACCUCGAGACGAGUAUUCGAAUGAGUCCUACGCCGGAGUCUGGGAUAAACACCACACCCGACACGCCCACUGGUCAGAGAAAGCUUUCAGAAACAAUAGACGUAGUGGGGACUCCCACCACACCAACAACUCCAAAUAGAAAACGAAAAACUGCUGUGGAAUCAAGUACCAUAUUAAAGAAGAUCAAGCAGAAAGUCUGAUGUGAAAACAACUGACAAAGAAGAGAUUGGCAGCAGAAAGUCUGAUGUAAAAACAACUGAUGAAGAAGAGUUUAAAGCAGAAAGUCUGAUAUAAAAACAAUUGAAGAAGUAGCGAUUGGUUCAGUCUCAACUUAUGUGUGUGCAGCUUGGUGAUAACCAGAACAGACCUGUCAGUAGAUUUGAUGGAACUCUUCCAAAGUUUAAAUUUCAAGAACCAGAAGACAUCAGCUAGUUAGCACUGAAAAUCUACAGAGACAUAUUAGUGGACUUGAGGUACCUUCCAAAGUAUGGGAUGCAAACACAGGCAGUCAGUGGAUCGUUUUUUGGUGAUGAGAUGAACAACAUGUCAGUAGAUAAGAAGUAAUUGCUCCAAAGUUUGAUUUGCACUAGCAAUACAACAAACAUCUCUUUUUGGCCCUGGGGUACUUAAGAGUUACUGUGGAUUACUCCAUUUGGCAUUACAGAUUAGCACACUUGUUAUAUGCAAGUGAUGGACAAUUGUUUUUGUAGUGUUUCUAUUAAAACUAUUAAAAUUGUUA